Cherax quadricarinatus is the source of this 10240-nucleotide messenger RNA. NCBI's taxonomy places the organism in Eukaryota, Metazoa, Arthropoda, Malacostraca, Decapoda, Parastacidae. The record is from RefSeq and is a predicted model, not a curated record.
UAUACAAUGGUGAAAAUGGGAGCAAACAUUUUCCAAAAUGUGAGCAGGCAAUGUAGAAAUCUUGGAGUUUUGUAUCCCCAUCAACUUAAAACAUUGUCAUACAGGAACAGUACCAGCAGAGUAUCUGAAGGGCACAUGGUACCCUCCUCAUCAGUACCAUUACCAUGGCCAGGAAGAAGGACCAAAUAUAGCAUCUACAUUACCAUUAGAUGAAGUCCCUCCUAAGAAAGCCAAGGUUGUAGUGUGUGGGGGAGGAAUGGUUGGCACCUCAGUACUCUAUCAUCUGGCAAUGCUGGGAUGGAGCACAGAUACUGUUUUGCUGGAACAGGCAAGAAUUGGAGAGGUUUCCUCAUGGAGGGGAUCUGGAUUCCUUGGUAGCAUAAAACUCAUUAAACCGGAAAUGGACAUUCUUCAUUCAAGCAAACGCCUUGCCCAGGAGUUAGCUGAGGCUGGACAUGAUACAGGAUGGAAGCAGUGUGGGGGACUUCAUCUCGCUCUUACUCGUGAUAGAAUGACUCACUUUCGUAAAAUGAAAGCCAUAGCAGAAGCUAGAGGUACAGAAUGUCAUGCUCUAACACCUGAGGAAGUGUCUCGGAAGUGUGAUAUUCUCAACACAUCAGAUACUGUAGGUGCUUUGUGGGUUCCUGGAGAUGGUGUGUGUGACCCUUAUAAGCUAACUUAUUCUCUCCUAAAGUUAGCACUAGAGAAAGGUUCACACGUCGUGGAAGAGUGCCAGCUAUCACGUGUUGUAGUGCAUGAUCAACGUGUAGUCGCUGUUGAAACCAGCAAAGGAAUGAUAGAAUGUGACUUUGUUGUUAACACUGGUGGUAUGUGGGCAAGAAAAAUUGGCCAAAUGUCAGAACCUCGCGUUAAAGUGCCAGUACAUCCAGCUGAACAUUAUUUCCUCUAUACCCAACCACUUGAAGGAAUGAAUCCUAUGAUGCCAGCUAUAAGAGACCCCGAUGCAAAUAUCUACAUGAGAGAGUUCAACGGAGGUUUUCUUUGCGGCGGAUUUGAAAAAUGGGCCAAGCCAUCCUUUGAGCGUGGGGAUCUUCCAGGUCGCUUGCAUGAGCGAGAUCUACUUGAAGACUGGGACCACUUCCAUGUCUUGCUGAAACAGAUGCUUCAUCGUGCACCUGUAAUGAAGAAUGCAGUCCUUGGUCGUCUCUAUAAUACUGCAUGUUCAUUUUCUAUGGACCACAGAUGGAUAGUUGGAAUGGUACCUGAGCUUCUAAACUACUUUGUGGCUGCUGGUCUGAGAAGUGGUGGCAGCAGUGCAGCUGGUGGCAUUGGCUCCAUGAUUGCAGACUGGAUUGUCAAUGGAACUCCACCCAUGGAUGCAUAUGACCUUGAUAUUCUGCGGUUUCUCCCUGCUCACAAUAACAGAAGAUUUUUGAUUGAUCGUGUUCAAGAGGUUCCUGGAAUUCACUAUAGCAUCGCUUACCCAUUUGCGGACUUCACAACAGGAAGAUGUUUACGAAUGUCUCCGAUAUUCCCUAAACUUAAAGCUAACGGAGCCGUUUUUGGUCAAGUAAUGGGCUAUGAACGUCCCAGCUAUUUUCAACGAAAAGAAAAUAUAAAUUCAAAAGAUUAUGAAGGCGAUACUGAAAAUUCUGCUCCAUUUCAAAUGGCUUUUACCAACACUUGGACAAAGCCACCAUGGUUUAAUUAUGUAGCAGAAGAGUAUGCAGCAUGUAGGGAACGUGUGGCAAUUUUUGAUUAUUCAUCAUUUGCAAAGUUUGAUGUGUGGUCGAAAGGAAGUGAAGUAGUUCAAGCAUUGCAAUACCUAUGUAGUAAUGAUGUUGACAUACCUGUUGGAGGUAUUAUACACACUGGCAUGCAGAAUUCAUAUGGAGGUUAUGAGAAUGACUGCUCUCUGGCACGUAUUGCUCCUAAUCAUUACAUGAUGAUAGCACCCACUAUCCAGCAGACCCGAUGUGGGACAUGGUUGAAGCGUAAUCUCCCAGCUGAUGGUUCAGUAGUCUUGAGUGAUGUGACAUCAAUGUUCACUGCCAUAUGCAUUAUGGGACCACUGGCACGGAAUGUUUUGUCAGAAUUGACGGAUGUUGACCUGUCAACCAAAGCCUUCCCAUUUUUUUCAUUUAAGGAGAUAGAUGUGGGGCUUGCCAAUAGCAUUCGUGCAAUGAAUAUUACCCACACAGGAGAGCUUGGAUGGGUAUUGUAUAUACCAAAUGAGUAUGCACUACAUGUUUACAACAAUUUAGUAUCUGUGGGGAAGAAAUACAACAUGCUUCAUGCUGGCUAUUAUGCAAUGCGCUCACUAAGGAUUGAGAAAUUUUAUGCAUUUUGGGGCCAAGACUUGGACUCGACAACUACUCCUCUUGAAUGUGGUCGAAGCUUCAGAGUUAAACUCAAUAAAAACAUAGACUUCAUUGGUCGAGAAGCAUUAGAACGGCAGAAGAAGGAAGGUGUAAAGAGAUUAUAUGUGCAACUAAAACUCCAAGAUCAUAACCCAGAAGUGGAUCCAUGGGCAUGGGGUGGUGAACCUAUAUAUCGAGAUGAUGUUUUUGUUGGUGUCACAACCACCACUGGUUAUGGCUUUACACUCAAUAAUCUGAUUUGUCUGGGCUUUGUGCGAAAGUAUGAUCAAAAUGGACAGAUGGCUUAUGUCACUCCUGAAUAUGUAAUGGAUGGCCAUUAUGAGGUAGAUAUUGCUGGUGUAAGAUACUCAGCAAGCAUUAGUUUGAGGUCUCCAUCUCUUCCAUCCAAGUUCCCAGAACCGCAGGAUAACAGAUAUCUUGCUACACAAACUUAAAAUGUUCCUUGAGAGUGUAAUUGAUGCAUCAUGGAAGCACCUGGACUACUCAGUGGCCAUCAUGCACCAAGACAGGGUGGCAUCAUCAUAAUAAUAAUAAUAAUCAUUAUUUUUUUCAACGAACCAGUCAUCUCUCACCGAGGUAAGGUGACCCAAAAAAGGAGGAACACUUUCACCAUCAUUCACUACAGAUAUACACCAAUACUACAGUACAAAACUGCAGAUAUCCUCACCCCUCCUUCAGAAUGCAGGCGCUGUACUUCCCAAUCAGGCCGUCUCCCACCGAGGUAGGGUGACCCGACAAAAAAGAAAACACUUUCGCUGUCACUCAUACGAUCACUGUCUUGCCAGAAGGGCACCAGCAUCACAAUUAAGAUGACCCUCAAAACUGCAACAUCCUCACCCUUCCUUCAGAUUGCAGGCACUGGACUCUCCACCUCCAGUACUCAAAUUCAGCUAAAAGAUUACCCUGAAUCCUUUUGUAAAUGAUACCUCUUCUCACACUCCAGCAAAGUAACAUUUAUGAAGGGAUUCAAGGAAACUCAUUAUUAUUGUUCUGUUAUUAUUUUUACUUUUUAACAAAGCCAUCUCCAACCAAGGCAGGGUGACCCAAAAAAGAGAGAGGCACUUUCACCAUCAUUCACACAAUGUCACUGUCUUUGCAGAGGCACCCAUAUAUGACAGUUUAGAUGCUGCUCCAAACAGCCAGUAUCCCAAACCCCUCCUUUAAAGUGCAGGGAUUGUACUUCCCACCUCUGGGACUUGAGUCCAGCUAACUGGUUUCCCUGAAUCCCUUCACAAAAUAUUACCCUGUUUGCAUUCCAACAGCUCGUCAGGUCCCAAAAAACAUUUGUCUCCAUUCACACCAAUUUAACAUUCUCACACAUGCUUACUGCAUGUCCAAGCCCCUUACACACAAAACCUCUUUUACUCCCUCCCUCCAUCCUUUCUUAGGCUGACCCCUACCUCUCCAUCCUUCUGUAAAUGACCAAACCACCUCAAUAAUCCCUCUUCAGCCCUCUGACUAAUACUUUUACUAACUCUAUAGCUUCUCCUAAUUUCCACUUUUCGAAUUCUCCACUCUCCUCCUUGCUGCACCAUUUACAACCUAUCCUUCACACCAAUGUGUGUGUUGGUACCACUAUAUUCUUAAACAUUACCUUCUUUGCCUCCAUGGAUAAUGUUUUUUUGUCUCCAAAGAUUCCUCAAUGCACCACUUACCUCUUUUACUUCAUCAGUUCUAUGCUUAACUUCGUCCUUCAUAAACCCAUAUGCUGACAAAUCUACUCCUAAAUAUCUGAACACAUUCACUUCUUCCAUACUCCCUCCCUCCAAUGUGAUAUCCAAUUUUUCUUAUAUUAUUAUUAUUAUUAUUAUUUUAACAAGUCAGCCGUCUCCCACCGAGGCAGGGUGACCCAAAAAGAAAGAAAAUCCCCAAAAAGAAAAUACUUUCAUCAUCAUUCAACAUUUUCACCUCAUUCACAUAUAAUCACUAUUUUUGCAGAGGUGCUCAGAACACAACAGUUUAGAAGCAUAUACGUACGUAUAAAGAUACUCAACAUAUCCCUCCAAACUGCCAGUAUCCCGAACCCCUCCUUUAGAGUGCAGGCAUUGUACUUCCCAUUUCCAGGAUUCAAGUCCGGCUAUAUAAAAAAUAACCGGUUUCCCUGAAUCCCUUCACUAAAUAUUACCCUGCUCACACUCCAACAGAUUGUCAGGCCCCAAAUACCAUUCGUCUCCAUUCACUCCUAUCGAACACGCUCACGCAUACCUGCUGAAAGUUCAAGCCCCUCACCCACAGAACCUCCCUUACCCCUUCCUUCCAACCUUUUCGAGGAUGACCCCUACUCCGCCUUCCUUCCCCUACAGAUUUAUACGCUCUCCAUGUCAUUCUACUUUGAUUCAUUCUCUCUAAAUGACCAAACCACCUCAACAACCCCUCUUCAGCCCUCUGACUAAUACUUUUAUUAACUCCACACCUUCUCCUGAUUUCCACACUCUGAAUUUUCUGCAUAAUAUUUACAACACACAAUGCCCUUAGACAGGACAUCUCUACUGCCUCCAACCGCCACCUCGCUGCUGCAUUCACAACCCAAGCUUCACACCCAUAUAAGAGUAUUGGUACUACUAUACUGUCAUACAUUCCCUUCUUUGCCUCCAUAGAUAACAUUUUUUUGUCUCCACAUAUACCUCAAUGCACCACUCACCUUUUUUCCCUCAUCAAUUCUAUGAUUAACCUCAUCCUUCAUAAAUCCAUCUGCCAACAUGUCAACUCCCAAGUAGUAUCUGAAAACAUUCACUUCUUCCAUACUCCUCCCCAAUUUGAUAUCCGAUUUUUCUUUAUCUAAAUCAUUUGAUACCCUCAUCACCUUACUCUUUUCUGUGUGCACUUUCAACUUUCUACCUUUACAUACCCUCACAAACUCGUCCACUAACCUUUGCAAUUUUUCUUUAGAAUCUCCCAUAAGCACAGUAUCAUCAGCAAAAAGCAACUGUGUCAUUUUCCAUUUUGUAUUUCAUUCCCCAUAAUUUAAUCCUACCCCUCUCCUGGACACCCUAGCAUUUAGUUCUUUUACAACCCCAUCUAUAAAUAUAUUAAACAACCAUGGUGACAUUACACAUCCCUGUCUAAGACCUACUUUUACCAGGAAGUAGUCUCCCUCUCUUCUACACACCCUAACCUGAGUUUCACUAUAAUUAUAAUAAUAAUUAUAAUAAUACAGUGGACCCUCAACCAGUGAUAUUAAUCCGUUCCUGAGAGCUCAUCGUUAGUCAGAAUUAUCGUUAGUCACGUUAAUUUUCCCCAUAAGAAAUAAUAGAAAUCAAAUUAAUCCGUGCAAGACACCCAAAAGUAUUGAAAAAAAAAAAAUUACCACAUGAAAUAUUAAUUUUAAUACACACAAACUGAAGAUUACAUGCACAGUUACGUGACACUUGCCUUUAUUGAAGAUCUGGUGAUGAUUGAUGGGAUGGGAGGAGGGGAGAGGUGUUAGUGUUUAGAAGGGGAAUCCCCUUCCAUUAGCACUUGAGGCAGCAAGUCUUUUUCUGGGGUUACUUCCCUUGUUCUUUUAAUGCCACUAGGACCAGCUUGAGAGUCACUGGACUUCUGUCGCAUAACAUAUCUGUCCAUAUUAUUAUUAUUAUAAUCAAAAAGAAGCGCUAAGCCACAAGGGCUAUACAGCAUAUCUGUCCAUAGAGGCCUGUACCUCUCGUUCCUUUAUGACUUUCCUAAAGUGGUUCACAACAGUGUCAGUGUAAUAGUCACCAGCACGGCUUGCAGUAGCUGUGUCAGGGUGAUUUUCAUCAAAAAAGGUUUGCACUUCAAGCCACUUUGCACACAUUUCCUUUAUCUUAGAAGUAGGCAACUUCUUCAAUUUCUCUCUCCCCUCCUCCGAAGCAGUUUCCUCAGGUGUGCCCUCUUGCUGUUGAAAAUGAUCUAGCAGCUCAUCAGUGGUUAGUUCUUCACUGUCCUCCACCACCAACUCUUCCACAUCCUCCCCACUAACCUCCAACCCCAAGGACUUUCCCAAUGCUACAAUGGAUUCCUCAACUGGCAUAGGAUUCUCAGGGUUAGCCUCAAACCCUUCAAAAUACCUUUUGUCUACACAUUCUGGCCACAGUUUUUUCCAAGCAGAGUUCAAUGUCCUCUUAGUCACUUCCUCCCAAGCCUUACCUAUAAUGUUUACACAAUUGAGGAUGGUAAAAUGAUCUUUCCAAAACUCUCUUAGAGUCAGUUGAGUUUCUGAGGUCACUACAAAGUACCUUUCAAACAUAGCUUUUGUGUACAGUUUCUUGAAGUUGGAAAUAACCUGCUGGUCCAUGGGCUGCAGGAGAGGAGUGGUAUUAGGAGGCAAAAACUUCACCUUAAUGAAGCUCAUGCCCCUAGAAAGUCGCUCUGCCAAGUCUGAAGGGUGACCAGGAGCAUUGUCUAAUACCAGGAAGCACUUAAGGUCUAAUUUCUUUUCAAUUAGGUAAUUUUUCACAUUGGGGGCAAAUGCAUGAUGUAACCAGUCAUAGGAAAAAGUCCCUAGUGACCCAUGCCUUACUGUUUCCCCUCCACAGCACACACAAAUUAGCCUUGAGGACAUUGUUUUUCCUGAACACUCUGGGAGUUUCAGAGUGAUACACCAAUAAAGGCUUCACUUUGCAAUCACCACUAGCAUUGGUACACAUCAACAGAGUAAGCCUGUCUUUCAUAGGCUUAUGUCCUGGGAGUGCCUUUUCCUCCUGAGUAAUGUACGUCCUGCUUGGCAUUUUCUUCCAAAACAGGCCUGUUUUGUCACAAUUAAACACUUGUUCAGGUUUCAGUCCUUCACUGUCUAUGUACUCCUUGAAGUCCUGCACAUAUUUUUCAGCCGAUUUGUGGUCCGAACUGGCAGCCUCACCAUGCCUUAUCACACUAUGAAUGCCACUACGCUUCUUAAAUCUCUCAAACCAACCUUUGCUGGCCUUAAAUUCACUCACGUCACUAGUUGCUGGCAUUUUUCUAAUUAAAUCGUCAUGCAACUUCCUAGCCUUUUCACAUAUGAUCGCUUGAGAGAUGCUGUCUCCUGCUAUCUGUUUCUCAUUUAUCCACACCAAGAAAAGUCUCUCAACAUCUUCUAUCACUUGCGAUCUCAGUUUCGAAAACAUAGUUGCACCUUUGGCAAGAACAGCUUCCUUGAUUGCCGUUUUCUUGCUCACAAUAGUAGCGAUGGUUGAUUGGGGUUUAUUAUACAACCUGACCAGCUCAGAGAUAUGCACUCCACUUUCAUAUUUAUCAAUGAUCUCUUUCUUCAUCUCCAUAGUAAUUCUCACCCUUUUUUGCUGUAGGGUUGGCACUAGAAGCUUUCUUGGGGCCCAUGGUGACUUAUUUUGCAGGUGCAAUCACUGAAAAGGCUGUGAUAAUAUGAAAUGUUCCAGUUGUAUGUUUGGAAGCGACCGCAGUGGCUGGCUGGCUUGUAAACACUGGCACCAAAGGGACAAGUGAGGCGCGCUCAGGCCAAAGUGGACGCGUAUGGUACGGAACGAAUAGCGCUGGUCGGGUUUUUAAACGCUAGUCGAGGCAAAAUUUUUGCGUUAAAAUGUAUUGCUAGUCAGAUUUAUCGUUAAUCGAUGCCAUCGUUGGUCGAGGGUCCACUGUAAUUAUAAUCCACAUCUCCACUGCUGGAGGCAGUAGAGAUGUCAUGUUUAAGGGCAAUGUGUUAUGUAAAUAUUAUUCAGAGAAUUCGUAGUGUGGGAAUUAGGAGGAGGUGUGGAGUUACUAAAAUAUUAGUCAGAAGACUGAAGAGGGACUGUUGAGGUGGUUUGGUCAUUUAGAGAGAAUGAACAAGAGAGUGACUUUUGAGAGCGUAUAAAUCUGUUGGGGAAGGAAGGUGGGAUAUGGGUCUUCCCCGAAAAGUUUGGAGUAAGUGGGUAAAGGAGGUUUUCUGGGCAAGGGGCUUGGACUUCAAGCAAGCGUGCAUAAGUGUGUUAGAUAGGAGUGAAUGGAGACAAAUGGUUUUUGGGACCUGACAAGCUGUUGGAGUGUGAGCAGGGUAAUAUUUUGUGAAGGGAUUCAGGGAAACCAGUUAGCUGGAUUCGAGUCCCAGAGGUGGGAAGUACAAUGCCUGCACUUUAACCCUUAAAUGGUCCAAAUGUAUAUAUACAUUCUUUCGCGUAGCGCCCCGAAUAUUUUGAGAAAAAAAAUUGUUUUUUUUUUUUUUUUUAUAUAGGAAAGAAGAGCAUGUGGUACCCAGGCAUCCCCAAUUUUUUCAUAUGGUGCACACUGAGUUCGCACACCCAUUCUCUCAUGUCUAGGUGACUUGGGUCUAUCAUACCAGUGUUCAAUGAAUGACAAAUGGAACAUAUACUAUAUACGUUUGGGGCGCUACGUGAGAGAACAUAUAUAUACGUUUGGAGGGACAUCUAAAUUGUCAUAUCUGAUUGCCUCUGCAAAGACAGUGAUUAUGUAUGAGUGAUGGUGAAAGUGUUGAAUGAUGAGAGUUUUUUUUUUCUUUCUUUUUGGGUCACCCUGCCUUGUUGGGAAAUGGCCGAUGUGUUGAAAAAAAUAAAAGCCUGAUGACGUUUUUACACUAUCAUAUAUUAAGUGAGCAAUAUAACUAGGCCUGAAAAUGCAUAUACAGUACACACAUUACUUACCUUAAAAUAUUUUUGUUCUUAGCUUAUAGUGAAUGAUAAAUAUAUUUAUUUUAAGGAGUCUGAAUAAAUGAAGAAUGGGUAUAAUAAUAAUAAUAAUAAUAAUAAUAAUAAUAAUAAUCUUUAUUUACUACAUGUACAUGGUAUACAGGCCUAACUGACAUCAAUGACAUACAUGUACUACUAUAUAGGAAGCCCCUUUGUUAUGCAGAGUAUUUCUGGCAAAUUAGGUCAGUUUUGUCCUAGGAUGCAACCCACACCAGUCGACUAACACCCAGGUACCCAUUUUACUGAUGGGUGAGCAUAGACAACCGGUGUAAAGAAACACCCCCAGUGUUUCUACCCUGGCUGGGAAUCGAACCCAGACCCUCGCCAUGUGAAGCGAGAACAUUAGCCACCAGGCCACCACUGUAUUUGGAAAACGCUGUAAAGCGAAGCGGUGUAAAACAAGGACUGCCUGUAUUAUUGAUUUGAUUUAUGGCAGUUGUCAGUGGAAAGAAUAAGGUUUCUAGAAUGAUCAUUAUCCAUCUGGCAAUCUCUUGAAAUUUAAAUAUAUAACAGAAAAUUAAACAGUUUUGAUUCUUCAUCAUAAUUACUUGUGAACACACAUUUUUAUUAAAAAAAAAUAAUUGGCAGGGUAAUAUUUAGUGAAGGGAUUCAGGGAAACUGGUUAUUUUUAUAUAGCCGGACUUGAGUUCUGGUAAUGGGAAGUACAGCACAAUGCCUGCACUUUACAGGAGGGGUUUGGGAUAUUAGCAGUUUGGAGGGAUGUGUAAUAGGACGGCAUAUAUAUAAUUGGGGCCCUGAUAUUAUAUUCUGUAUGGUAAAUAGUAUAGUUUAUUAUAUCUUUAUAUGUGCUUCUAAGCUGUUGUAUCUGAGCACCUCUGCAAAAACAGUGAUUAUGUAUGAGUUAGAUGAAAGUGUUGAAUGAUGAUGAAAGUAUUUUCAUUUUGGGGAUUUUUUCUUUUUUGGGUCACCCUGCCUCGGUGGGAAAUAGCCGACUUGUUGAAAAAAAACAAAUUGGCAUAUAUGGUUUAUUUUUGUUUCAGCUGUAUUGAUCUAGAUGAAGAGACCCCAAGUACAUCCUGAACAAAAAUAAAUUGUAAUUUAAUAAAGGAAGAAUAUAUUCAUGCAUAAUGGAAUAAAGUAAGUUGCAAUAAAUCUAGUCAUUUUUGUAUAUAUAUAAUUUUUUUUUUCAAAAUAACUCAUCACCAUUAUAAGCUACCAAUAAAUAUUUUGUUGAACUACACUGUUUAAAUAUACGUAUAUAUAUAUAUGUAAAUUACCCAGUACUCUGUUUUAAAACAUUAGAAGAAAUUAUUUAUUAAUAAAUUUACUGUGAAUUAC